UCUGACGUCAUCAACGUAGAACGGUACUGUUUGUUCUGGAUUUGGGGCGAGGAAGGUUUGCGAGCGCUGACAGCCUACUGAGGAAGGUGUGACACUCUGCCCUCUAUCAGUGUGUUGUGGUUUCCUUGCCCCCACAGCGUGUUGGCGUCAAACCUCCCGCAUUCCAUCGGGAAGUCGCCGCCUCACCAACUGAGAUAUGACCACACAAUUGGAUUAGACCAGAGCUGCACUGCAACAAACAUAGAGUCGAGUGAGGACUGUAAUGGCCUGAGGGGGGUCCCCCUGGUCCCACCGGCCCUUGCCAGGUCUGAUCUGCCCAAACUGUCUGCUCAGCCACUACACCCACAACCCACCACUGCGAUGGGGGACGGACUGGAGGCUUGCGGCAGCCAGAACCCUCCUUCUGCCCCACUGCCUCUUCCCUUCAACCCCCAACCCCCUGAAACAUGGAACCCCUCCAGACCCAAACGACAGACCAACCAGCUGCAGUACCUGCUAAAAGUUGUGUUGAAGACAUUAUGGAAGCACCAGUUUGCUUGGCCCUUCCAGGCUCCUGUGGACGCAGUCAAACUCAAUUUGCCAGACUACUAUAAGAUCAUCAAGAAUCCUAUGGACAUGGGCACGAUAAGAAAACGUCUGGAGAACAACUACUACUGGAAUGCGCAGGAGUGCAUCCACGACUUUAAUACAAUGUUUACAAACUGCUACAUCUACAACAAGUCUGGGGAUGAUAUUGUCCUAAUGGCGGAGGCCUUGGAAAAGCUCUUUCUCCAGAAGAUCACAGAGAUGCCACAGGAAGAGAUAGAGAUCGCUGUGCUCACCAAGGGACGCCGCGGAGGGAGACGGGAGUCGGCUCUGAUCACAAAGUCAGACUCAGGCCAAGACUCAUCGUCCCCCUCCACCACCCCACAUACACUAGGCUUCUCAUCCUCGUCAGCCACCCCACAGACCCAUGCCACACCCACCUCCCAAGUCCUGCCUCCUCUGCCCCUGGCCCAGCCUCAGCCUCCCCCACGUGUGCCUCCUACGCCCCCUUCCCACACACCCCAUCUGGGACCCCAGUUUCCCCUCUCAACUCCAGAUGUCUUGGCCCAGGGCAUGACCUCUGUUCCCCCUCCAGCUCCAACACACCCAGGCCUUCAUCCUGCCCCGAUGCUGCAGAGCUCUCCCGCCCUCAUCAAGCAGCAAAGGAAAAGCCAGAAGAGGAAAGCAGACACCACCACCCCCACAGCUAACGACCAGCUCAGUGAAUCCUCCCCCGUCUCUGCUGAGGCUCGGCCGCGCCGAGAGAGCAGUCGCCCAUUAAAGCUACCGAAACGAGACGCAUCGCAGCCAGACUCUCAGCAUCACCUGGGUGGUGGUUUGGAGACAGGAGGGACGAUAAUGCCGAAACGUCAGGAGCAGUUGCGUUUCUGCGCACGCCUAGUCAGGGAGAUGCUGUCGAAGAAGCACGCAGCAUAUGCUUGGCCUUUUUAUAAGCCUGUUGACGUGAAAGCUCUUGGUCUCCAUGACUACUAUGACAUCAUCAAACACCCGAUGGAUCUUGGCACCAUGAAGAAAAAGCUGGACAACAGACAGUACAGAGAUGCUCAAGAAUUUGCAGCAGAUGUCAGGUUGAUGUUCUCCAACUGUUACAAGUACAAUCCUCCAGACCACGAUGUGGUUGCCAUGGCGCGCAAAUUACAGGAUGUGUUUGAGAUGCGUUUCGCUAAAAUGCCUGAUGAGCCAGAGGAGCAGGCCCCUGUUCCCACCCCCUCAUCGGCUCCCCACCCCGCCCCCUCCACUCGACCGGCCACCUCCUGCUGUCUUGACGACAGUUCCAGUUCCUCUGAAUCGGAGUCCUCGGGAGGAGACUCAGAACAAGAAAGGAAACAGCGGCUGGCUGAGCUACAGGAACAGCUUAAAGCUGUCCACGAGCAGCUGGCAGCACUCUCCCAGCCGCAGACAAGCAAGCCCAAGAAGAAAGAGAGGGAGAAGAAGGAGAAGAAGAAAGAAAAGCACAAGAAGAAGUUGGGUCCAGAGGAGCCUCUGGAGGCUCCUCCCCCUGCGCUGCUUCAGACUUCCAAGAAAAGCAAGAGUGGAAAGGAGCCAGUCAUUGCGAAGAGGGAGAGGAAGAACCCUGGUAAGAAGGAAGGAAUUAAAAAUAGUCGCCCAGCUGUGCCCCCUGAGCCUGGACCCACCCCUCUCGUUCCCUCAGCCUCUCUCGAAGUAGAGGAUGACAUGGAUGUGUUUGGGGGCGUGUCCGACGACAGAUGCAAGCCAAUGUCUUAUGAGGAGAAGCGCCAGCUGAGCCUGGACAUCAACAAGUUGCCCGGAGAUAAACUGGGUCGUGUUGUGCACAUAAUCCAAACACGUGAGCCUUCACUGAAGAACUCCAACCCGGAUGAAAUCGAGAUCGACUUUGAGACGCUGAAGCCCUCCACACUGAGAGAGCUGGAGAAAUAUGUCUCCAGCUGCCUCAGGAAGAAGAAGAAGUCUUCAGUAGAGAAGCCUCAGGAAAUGACAAAUGUGACAAAGAUGAUGACAGGAUCUUCAUCUUCCGGCAGCAGCGACUCCUCCGACAGUGAAGACUCUGAGAAUGAUUCCGGUCUGCUUCCCACGCUGUCUCUGCCUUCAGGGCUGGUUCCCAAGCAGCAGAAGACCUCAACUAACAAAGACAGCAAAAGACCACACCACCAGUCCCUCAGUAGCGGAGCUGGCCCAGUUGGACCUCAGACUCAGCCCCAAGUGGUCCAGUCCAAACCACCAUUUGUUCCCCCUGUCCCUGUCUCUGUCCCAUCUCUGGACACCUCCCAGCUGUUGACUUCAGGAUUUGAUCCUCUGGCCCACUUCAUGAACCCACACAUGACGCAGUCGAACGCAGAGUCCAAUCCAGCCAUUACUGCAGCUGGUGUCCCUGUCACCUCUGGCCUCCUCAACACAAACACACCCAGUAGUCAGACGCCCACUGAGACUCACCCUUUCCUAAACCAGCAUCCAAUUGUUCCUUCACCAGCGAUCCACAAUGCACUCCCCCAGCAACCAUCAAGACCUAGCAACCGUGCAGCACCACUCCCUCCCAAACCCUCUCAGCCUCCCCCAUCCUCACUCCCCUCUCUGCCUCCAUCCUCUUCACCUCAACUUCAGCCCACGCUUCCCCUCAACCUCCCCCAGCCCGUCCCCCGCCCUCGCGUCCCUUCACCCACAUCACAUGGUAUCUUGGGUACCCUCUCAGCACAGCCUCCCCAGGCGCUGCUGGAGGGCGAUGAAGAGCCAACACCCAACAGUUCUGAAAUGCCGCCCCUAAGUCAAGUCCACAACUUCCUGCAGUCACUCCAGGUGCGACCCACCAUGCAGACACAGCCGCUGCAUGUACACACGCAUUCGCCUGCGCGUGGUGCCCCUCAGCUGGUGUCAAUGCAUACACAGGCUAUGGUGACAGCCACCCCCUCCCUGACCCAGAGACAUAGCUCGGGCCACGCUCACAUGCAGCAGUCAGUCCCACAUAUGCACAUGUCAGCGUUGCAGCAGCAGCAGAAGGGAGUGGCUCUGCAGCAGAAGGUACAACAGAUGCAGCAGCAUCAACAACAGCCAUCACCACAGAGUAAAGCAGAGCCUUUCUCAUCAGGUUGCCUGCAUGAGAGCCCCUCUCCCCUGAUGAUGCAUUCUCCUCAGGUGCCUCAGUUCCACACAAUGGGACAGCAGUCACCCUCACAGACCAAGAAACAUGAGCAGAGGUCCAACCUGGUAGGGGUGAAAGAAGAGAAGCCUUCCCAGUCGCCAGUUCAGCCCCCAUCACCCUUUAGCCCGGCCACGCGUCAGGACGCACACAAGCCCGACAACAAACACAGAUUAGAUUUGAAGCCACUGGAUAGUUCUCGCCUUGGUUCUCGCCUCCCAGACUCCCCAGCCCCACCCUGCUCCCAGCAAGAUGACAAAAUCAAGCAAGAGCCCAAAACUCCCAUCGCUCCUAAGAGGAUACAGGAUGUGAAGUUAAAGAAUAUGGGUUCUUGGGCCAGCCUGGCUCAGAGGUCCCAGUCCACACCGGCUUCCUCUGUGCGUUCUUCCAGCGACAGCUUCGAGCAGUUCAAACGUGCCGCAAGGGAGAAGGAGGAGAGAGAGAGGCAGCUGAAAGCACAGGCUGAGCAGGCCAGGAGAGAACAAGAGAAACUACGCCGUGAUGACGAGGACACCAUGGAGCAAGCUCGUCGAGCACAAGAAGAUCCCCGCCGGCGCCAGGAGCAGCAAUCGCCACUUGCUCCCACUCCUCCAGCGUCAACCCCGCCCACUCACCCCCCACAGCCCCCCCCCACACAGCCACAAGCCACUUCCUCAGCUGUGCAGAAUGCUCUCGAUCAGCAGAGGGAGCUGGCACGCCGCCGCGAGCAGGAGAGGCGCAGGAGAGAGGCAAUGGCCGACACCAUCGACAUCAACUUCCAGAGCGACCUGAUGGCCAUUUUUGAAGAGAACUUAUUUUGAGAGGGAAAAAGAGGGUGAUGGGAGAGAGAGGGGGAAGGACCUAUAGACAAACACAAGCAGAUUUAAAAUAUGCGUAUAAACCACAAUGCUCUGAUACACAUGGACGCUGCUCACACAAAUGCACAUCUACACAGACCUAAUAGUAACUGUCCCUUUCUCUCAGUAGUUGAAACAGCUGGCUUGUGUCAUGUAAAUGAGAGGGGGGGGUGGAUGUGAAAUGGAAAUAAUUGACCCUCUUUUUUCCAACGUCAGAUAUGUUUUGGUGUCUGACGCAGAGUUUAUGGAUGUUCUGGGUCUCCAAAGACAUCUGGUUGAAAAUGGACAUUGAAAUGCAAAAUGGAAAGGAGGGGACAGAACCUUUACAUUAAAAAAAAAAAGAAUAAAUGGCUGUGAUGAUGAUUAUUUAAUUCAAGAAUUUAAGUGAACAUUAAGAAAACCAUGUUCUUUAACGUGUGAGGGGAGGGAAGCGGGUUGAAAAGGAACAGGUGAACAAAAUACAGACAGAUCACUUUUUGUUUUUUUCCUAACUCCAAAUCUCAUCUCUCUGUUAUUUUACUUUCAGCUGGAUUCUAACUGAGUGGUGGGUGGUAGGGGUUUGUCAGGCUCAGCGGUCAUCUGAGAGUCUGUUUUCUCAGGACACAGUGGGAAUGAAACCUCCCCGGCCACAGUCACACACUUUUUAAGACAUCCUUCCUCCCUUCACUUCCUGCUGCUUCUCUCUUCAAUCAGACAAAGAGAUGGUGGCAUCAGUGUUGGUGGUCUGUGUAGGAAGGACCAGUGGGAUUUUGAACAUUUUGCGUGUCCUUUGCCUUAGCGCACUGGCCUGUAAACUCACGACCACACCCUACAAAUGAAACAUAUUAUAAAUAGAUACAUGAAUAUAUAUAUAUAAAUAUAUAUUAUAUAUGACUCAAGUCAAGGGAAAAGAAGAAGAGGGAUUUGGAUAGCGGGGAGCAAAGGUCAUCUGUGUUCAUCUCUGAGCUCUGGUUUUGAUUUUGUAAAAUUUACUGUAAAGAAGAAACUUUUUUAUGAUUCUGUUGAGAGGAUUCUUUCGUCUUGGUCUCUCUCAUACCUUUUAUGUUUUUUGUUUUUGUCAAUUCUAUGCCAAAACCAAACUGAGUGCUGAAAGUUCAUUCACUUUUUUACAUGUACAAUGCAUCUUCUUUUCACUUUAUAUUAAAGGCUAUGUUUUUAUUGCUAUUUAAUUUUCCUUUAUCCCCUUUAAAUCUGACGUUAUGCAGUAGUUUGCUCUGUAAUAGUCUGAAGAAGCGGUUCCAACAUCAUCACUGCUUCACUAGCCCCCAUCAUUCUGUUGUUGUUCUGUAUUUGCACUUAACUGUUUUAUUAUUUUAUCUUCUGUCUUUCUUCUCUUCACGUACAUUUUUUCCCUUUUCUUAGUCGUCUUGUCCAGCCUGUCUUCUCCACAGCUUCUACAGUCUGUAUAAUAGCUGCCUAUUUGUCAUUCUGUCAUUUAAUUUUUAUUUUUGAAACAUUGUGGGAUGUUGUGUGCCAUUGUGUUUUUGUGGAAGCAGGGGCGUAUUUAAGGUUUCCAUAGUUUGGCCCAGAGAUCCUGAGUGUUUUCUGUUCUGUAAUCACUUUUUUAAAAACGUUUCAUUCAUUCAUUUCAUUUCCUUUUUCAUAUUUGACUGUUUGAGUUUAUUUUGUUUUCUUUUCCUUUGCUCUUUUAUUUUGAUUUUAGUUUACCCAGAACAACCUGUUGGUAUGUUGGUGAGUGAGGCAUUGAGGUCAAUAGAUUCAUCUUGUUCAGAUUAUGGAGU
Molecule: messenger RNA, 6236 nt
Organism: Monopterus albus (swamp eel)
Lineage: Eukaryota; Metazoa; Chordata; Actinopteri; Synbranchiformes; Synbranchidae
Product: bromodomain-containing protein 4-like
Biological process (GO): chromatin remodeling; regulation of DNA-templated transcription
Cellular component (GO): chromatin; nucleus
Source: RefSeq, a predicted model, not a curated record